This is a messenger RNA of Suillus clintonianus, 3333 nucleotides long. RefSeq lists its product as uncharacterized. Gene Ontology annotation, biological process: proteolysis. The record is from RefSeq and is a predicted model, not a curated record. The transcript is spliced from 12 exons. Lineage: Eukaryota; Fungi; Basidiomycota; Agaricomycetes; Boletales; Suillaceae. Gene Ontology annotation, molecular function: cysteine-type peptidase activity. Bases 1 to 3333 code for a protein of 1110 amino acids.
AUGCCAGAGGAAAUAUUUUCUACUAGGCAUGCAGACUCGGGGAGCGAUCUACACAAUCGGCGUGUUCUCCCCGAUAACCCAACCAAUAUAUUAUACGCUAAUUGGCAAAAGCUCAUACCCACCCUUGUGGACCCGCAGUUGAAGUAUUACGCCCGAACUAUUGGCCAAGGCUUGGAGAAGACUAACCAAGUGAUCUCAGCGUGCGCAACUCUCUCUUGCACACGGAAAAAGACCAAUUUAUUGUGCCUAUUCUUCGACAGUAACAUUCCACAGGUCCUCCUUCAUCAUGGGCUGUUCCCCACUGCGCCUUCACAACCCCGUAUGGCGGUAUCCGUUGAGCUACUUUCAUUUUAUCGUGCUCUUUUUGAGCGGUCUUGCGACGCAAUUAAUGCUCUCGCCUCGGCUCUCAAAACGCACUAUUCACGCCGAGGUUUUCAAGUGACUGACUCGCGGGGUGAUAUCGUGCAGGAACCAUUUCGUCGUGGUCUAGGCUAUGCCGUACAGUGGUACGACAUCCUACAAGUUCAAAUUGAACAGCAAGUGGACGCAGUCCUCCAACACAGUCGAGACUGCGUGGCCAGUCACCAAUCACCCCGACCGCCGACUGUAACCAAUAAUGAAAGUGCGGCAUCAACUGUCUUACACUCUGGCCGAUGUGCACCACUUCUCGCACAGCGCUGCCCAGCGUGUUUUGGCGGGACACUGUAUGGCAGACCCAUUGAUCAAGGCGGGGACAUACACGUCGCUACCGACGGAAAUUUCCAUCAUCGCCACAGACGUUCUGCGGGUGAUUGUCCUCGUUUCUAUGAACCGACUUACUUCCUUUCAAAACAGUUUGUUGACGCAGUCGGGCGCCGAAUUGAUGCACAACGUAAGCGACCUCCGAAGCUACAUAAAUCCGUCGUGCCUGAUGAAGCUAUCGACCAAUGCGAGAAUGCAUACGAAGCCGCCGACGGGAAGAAACAAAAAACUGCAAUGGACAGCUUCGACGACACAGGAAUAAUGGCCCUCAUCUGCCGGCAUGAUAUACCCUUAUUUUUUGCCAACAUCGAUUCUCCCGGUGAACAGCAGAAAUACUCGGUAGCGCUGAUAGAACAUCUGUUCACAUUACUCCCUCCUCAGGCCACGGUUGUUACCCUGUAUGAUGUAGGCUGUGUUCUCGCUCGGUCCCUUUCAAAGUUUCAGUUUGAUAUUCUCCCCCCUGAUGUUGUAUCACGCCUGCGGUUUGCGACUACGGCUAUGCAUGCCUACGGGCAUGAAUGGGCCUGUCAGCUAGUGCACAAUCCGCGUAUGUGCAUAGGGCUUGGCUUAUCUGAUGGCGAGGGGACUGAGCGGCUGUGGUCGCGGUUUGUUCGCUUGAUUGGUGUAGAAAGGUCAUCAUCGCGCCAGCGCCGUCUGUGGUUAAUUGAUCGUCAAGCGGCUGCCAUAGGAUCGGAAAUGAAAACAGACCUUGGAGAGUGGAUUAAAAACCGUCUCAAGCGGGGCAUCAAGGCCCAGAGCUCUGCUGCCCUCGACGUCAUCGAUCACUAUGCGCCUGCUCGUCUCAAGAAGGAGCUCGAUACAGUACUCGUUCUACAAGCUGACUUGGACACGUCAGAUCGAGCCCUGCAGACUACCAAGACUAUGCUGGAGAAGGAGGCAGCAUCCGAUGACACCCUCGAUGUCCUCGAGAGCCUCCAAAGAGGCCAUGAUCGUCUCAUGACUAAAGUCGAAGCGUUAUACUCUUCUCUUAACGUCCAUGAUAAAUUCCCCGAGCUCAACGGAGUCAAUCUUGACUUCGUCCGUGUCCUUCUUAUGGCACGUGAUCUUAAGAUGAAUGUUCGAAAGCGCGCUAUUGCCAGCUUUUUCGAAUGGGAUAAAUUGGAUCGUGCUGUAGGCGGAUCUCACCAAGCAUUAGGAACGAAGCUUCAUCAACACACUCGAAAAGCUAUAGCAAAACGCCAACCUGCGCUCAUGACAGCAAUCCGAAAAUUCAAUUCUUAUUGUGAGCGCUUAGACUCGCUCUACAAUCCUGCUUGGAAUAUUCCACUUCCUACUCCCCUCCCGACAAAAUUAGCUGAACUACGUAGCGACCAGACAUUAAUGCAGGACGUUUGGAUUACACCCUCGAUUGGGGAGGUACCUCGAUGGUUGCAAGACUCAGACAUCAGGGAUGGAAUUCGUGCCAUUCUUAAGCGUGACCGGUGCAGGGAGGAGCAGAAACGCUUAGGGAUGGAGGCUGAUAAUUUGUGUCGCUUCUUUGAAGAAGAGCUGACGGCAUUGGAGCUUUCAAUCCGAUUGCCUGAAAAUGAGCGCCUCCUCGUUCCAUUACAACAGAGGCGCUCACAUUUUCUCAGACUUCAGGUGCGAUGGGCGAAUGCACUAGCGUCUUCGGUUCGGUUUAGCAGUUGCGCAAAAGAGGCGCUAGCCAGGGCUAUAACCUACUCUGGAGGUACUCACGGUAUACCUCUUCAUUUGGACGAGCCAGUGCUGCCCGAGGCAGAUGACCCCGCAGAGGUCGGACCCGAGCAAGCUGCACUUGCCGAUAUUCUGGAGGGUGAUAGUGCUGGAGCGGAGUUCAAUGAGGAUCAAGACUUCGUGUCUAAUGUUUGUGCUGACAUGGUGUGGGAUUGCCCCGAGGGUCUCCUAAUCGAUGACUUCCGCGUCCCAUCUCAAGACUCGCAUGUCAUCGUGCCUGGACGUGUAGCUACUAGAACCACAUCGUCAACUGGAGGCUUCCCCUGCCACGUAUUCGAGCCGAGAGACAUAGGUUUUCUCGCUCGUCCGACAGCGUUCCUCAACGACGUAUGUAUCAACGGUUGUGCCGUCCUUCUGCAGAAGGACAUGCCCAAUUCUGCUGUGGCUGUCUUCUCUACGUACGAUCUUCCUCGAAUCCGCUAUAAUGCAGCUGAUGAUAGGCUCUGGCGCAAUACAUCGUGGACGCGCUAUUGGGAGAAAGAUGUGUGGGUUCUCCCGAUUCAUCGGCCAUCUGAUGUUGGCCAUUGGGUCGUUUGCAUCAUUUACUUGUCAAGAAAAGAGCUUCAUCUCUUUGAUAGUCUAGCUGAACGGAGACCUUGGAAACAGGAUGUCAAAGAUGUCAUGAAAUUUGUUUGUCGACUUCUAAUGGUGGCACGUCAACGAGAUAAAAAUGUUCACAUUGAUAUGGAUGGAUGGGUAGCUCGCCCAUUGACUCUCAAACCUCUUCAAACUAAUGGUUAUGAUUGCGGCGUAUGGGUAUUAGCAACAAUCAUUGCUGUCCUACGUGGACGACAACUUACACAACUCCGAGAGGAUGAAAUGAGGGAUCUUCGAUAUUAUCUACAAUGUCGUGUACUUUCCAUCCCAGUAUUCUAG